This is a messenger RNA of Callorhinchus milii (elephant shark), 4981 nucleotides long. It is a transcript of the gene tbc1d4, whose product is annotated as TBC1 domain family, member 4. The transcript is spliced from 21 exons. The record is from RefSeq and is a predicted model, not a curated record. Lineage: Eukaryota; Metazoa; Chordata; Chondrichthyes; Chimaeriformes; Callorhinchidae. Bases 145 to 4020 code for a protein of 1291 amino acids.
AGAGAGAGAGAGGAGAGAGAGAAGGAAAGAGAGAGAGAGGAGGAAAAGGCUGUGUUACAGUCAGUGGCUCCAGCGCUGUGUUGAAGGACACGAGGAGGACGAGCAGAGAGAGAGAGAGAGAUCUGAUCCUGACUAACAGCGGGGAUGGAGGACGGCGGCGGCGGCGGCGGCAGCCAGCAACAACAGGAUGAAAAGGGCAAACCCGAGAAAAGGUUCACGUUGUGGUACAUGGGCUGGUCCACCUUGGACAGGAGGACCACCCUGCCCAUGCUGCCCUGGUUGAUGGCCGAGAUCCGGAGACGCAAUGAGAAGCAGGAGCCAGGAUCCUCUUUGUCAGCCCGGGAGGUGGUGCUGAUCCUCACGCCAUCCCUCAUCAGGUGUGUCCCCCACUCCACCAGCAGCAACAUGAGCGUCUUCAUUUUCGAACACAAGGCUCACUACAUCACCAGGUUCAUCCACAACAGUCAAGACCUUACCUACUUUGCCUAUUUGAUCAGGACCCAGCCUGACAACCCAGAGUCUGAGAUGGCGUGCCAUGUUUUCAGGGCCACUGAUCCUAACCAGGUUCCUGAUGUCAUUAGCAGUAUCCGUCAAGUUUCCAAAGCGGUCUUGAAGGGGGACGCAAAAUCCCGGCAAGAUGGCGAAGAUGCUUUUUACAACUCACAAAAGUAUGAGGUGCUCUAUUGUGGUAAAGUGGUGGUGACCCACAAGAAGGCUCCGUCCACCCUCAUCGACGACUGCAUAGAGAAGUUUACCCAGCACGAACUGGAGCGGCAGCGACUCAAGUUGCUGAACGAGCAGGCUCCUUCAGAUGCAGAUGUUGGCCAGGGUGAAGCAGAUGCUGUAGGGGAUUCCAAUUCCGAGAAUAUAUUUGGUGACCCGACCUGCGAAGCUGCUGUGAAUACUAACCUACUCUCAGCCAGCCAAAGCCAGAGCAGCUUGUCAGCUUCUCGCCUGGCUAUGGCCCAGUCCAUUCUGGAGGACACGGCAUUUGAUGACCAGCAAGCGGAGUUCCGGUCCAGGUGUAACAGUGUUGCCAGUAUUAUGCCAAAGAAGGUGCCUGAUCUCAGCAACAAAGUGCAAGCACGUAGACGUCAUGCAAGUGCUCCAAGCCAUGUGCAGCCCUCUGACUCAGAGAAAAAUAGGACAAUGUUAUUUCAGAUUGGACGGUUUGAAAUUAACCUCAUCAGCCCCGACAGCAAAACAGUUGUACUGGAAAAGAAUUUCAAAAAUAUUUCCUCAUGUUCUCAGGGUAUAAAACAUGUAGACCAUUUUGGCUUCAUUUGUCGUGAAUGUGUGGAACCGGGAUUAAAUCAGUAUGUGUGCUACGUAUUCCAGUGUGCCAGUGAAUCACUGGUGGAUGAAGUCAUGCUGACUCUAAAACAGGCCUUCAGCACUGCUGCUGCCCUUCAGAACGCUAAGACUCAGGUCAAACUGUGUGAAGCCUGUCCUAUGCAUUAUUUACACAAACUGUGUGAAAGGAUUGAAGGUCUAUACCCACCAAGAGCCAAACUUGUCAUACAGAGACAGCUCUCCUUGUUGAGUGACAAUGAGCAAGCAGAUAUUUUCGAGCGUGUUCAGAAAAUGAAGCCAACUGACGACCAAGAUGAGAAUGAACUGGUGAUUCUUAUGUUGAGACAGAUAUGUGAGACCAAACAGAAAACCCACAUGCACCUCGGAGAAACUCCUGUGAAUGUACCAAACAGCAUGAUCCCAGAGCACUCGGCAAGCACAGGCAGGUUCAAACUCGAUGUUCUGAAAAACAAGGCGAGGAAAUCCUUAACCACCUCCCUGGAAAAUAUCUUCUCACGGGGUGCCAAGAUGCGUGGCCGGCUGGGAAGCAUAGACAGCUUUGAACGUUCUAACAGCCUGACAUCUGAUGCAUCCAGGGACGGCUCGCCAGGGGACUCCCCUCCAGCCACUCCACCAGUUAGUCCACGGGCUUCUCCCAUCUCUUCGCUGGGCCAUCCGUUUGCAGAGGAAGAGUCCAAGUCGCCUCAGUUCCGGAGACGGGCUCACACUUUCAGCCACCCACCAUCGAGCAGCAAGCGGCGGAUUAGUUUCCCUGACGAAAGGCCGCACCAUAAUAGGUCUCCAAUCGCACGUCAGCAAUCAGAGAUAAUUCGGAGCAGCCCCGACAGUGUCAUAAGAUGUAACUCAGCGACUGAAUCCAAUUUGGGCAGCAUCCCCUCAUCCUUCUCCACCCCUUCUUUCCUGAAAUCCAUUUACUCAAGCUCUGGCAGGCUGCUCCAGCAGUCGGAGAUCGGGACCGCCAGGAGUGAUGGUGAAGGCAUGAGGAGGACCCUCUCUGGCUGCAGUACAGAAUCUUUGAUUGGAGGUGGGAUUCUUCUCACCCCUCGUCGGGUCUCGUGGCGUCAGCGUAUCUUCCUACGAGUUGCUUCACCAAUGAACAAAUCUUCUGCAGCCAUGCAGCAGAAAGGUAGUCUGGAAGAUCAUUUUGACGGCAUUGAUCUGCCACCUCUUUCUCCUCUUGCACCUGCCGUGCAGGAGGACCCCCUGGCAACUCUGCUGGCAGAGGAUGACUUGCUGGUUGGAGAUAGGAAGAAGCGCUCCUCUGAUCAGCUCCGCAUCAUGUGGAGGAAAGCCAUUUGCCAACAGAUCCUCUUACUUCGGAUGGAGAAGGAGAAUCAAAGGCUGGAAGCAAGCAGAGAUGAGCUGCAGACCAGGAAGUGCAAACUGGACUACAAAGAGUUUGCUCCCUGUCAGAAAGAGGUUUCUGCUGUUUGGGAUAAGAUGCUGACCACUCCAGGACGAGCGAAGGUUAAGAUUGACAUGGAAAAGGUUCAGAUUGUUCUUAGUCAAGGUGUACCAAAGAGUCGCCGAGGGGAGAUCUGGCAGUUUUUGGCUGAACAGUAUCGUUUGAGGCACAGAUUACCAGAUAAAUACCAGCCAGGUGACAUUUCAUACAAAGAACUCUUGAAACAAUUAACGACACAGCAACAUGCCAUCUUGGUAGACCUUGGACGAACAUUUCCAACCCAUCCGUACUUCUCUGCACAGUUGGGAGCUGGGCAGCUGUCACUGUUUAACCUGCUGAAGGCCUACUCGUUGCUGGACAAGGAGGUUGGCUACUGUCAGGGCAUCAGUUUCGUUGCCGGGGUGCUCCUCCUGCACACCAGUGAAGAGCAAGCUUUUCAGAUGCUAAAGUACCUUAUGUAUGACCUAGGCUUCCGUAAACAAUACAGACCCGACAUGAUGUCAUUACAGGUUCAGAUGUACCAGCUGUCCAGACUUCUGCACGACUACCACAGGGACCUGUACAGCCAUCUGGAAGACAACGAGGUCAGCCCCAGCCUCUAUGCAGCACCGUGGUUCCUCACCUUCUUUGCGUCCCAGUUUCCAUUAGGAUUCGUAGCCAGAAUCUUUGACAUUAUGUUUCUUCAGGGGACUGAAGUGAUAUUUAAAGCAGCAUUAAGCCUGCUAAGCAGUCACAAGGAAUUAAUCAUGCAGUGUGAUAGCUUUGAAAGUAUUGUAGAUUUUAUAAAGUCCACCAUUCCCAACCUGAGCCAUACACAGAUGGAGAAAACAAUCGUCCAGGUGUUUGAGAUGGACAUUUCCAAGCAGCUCCAUGCCUAUGAGGUGGAGUAUCAUGUGCUGCAGGAUGAGAUGCUGGAGGCCUCGUCACCCUGUGAAGAAGGGGAUCGUCUGGAGAAAUUGGAGAGGGCGAAUAAUCAGCUCAAGAGACAAAACAUGGAGCUUCUGGAAAAACUCCAGGCUGCCCGCUUCAAAAUACAGAACCUGGAGACCAGCAUUGAAAGCAUUUUGACAAGAGAAAAUAAAAUGAAGCACUUGAUCCGUACCUUGGAACAAGAAAAGCAGACACACUUAAAAACUAUAGAAUACUUGAGGAAAUAUUUACCAGCAGAAGAGUUUUCCGAUGGAGAACUUCUAGUGAGGAAAAACUCAGGGCUUUUCUUCGCGAGAAAACCAGAACUGAUGGAUGAAGAUGCAGACAGUAGCCCAAAUAGCAAAGUUAAAGAAGGAAAUAGUAAGCCAUGAAAGAACAGAUGCAGAGUGUGUAGCAGUAAGAGUCUAUUAGCUGUGAGAGGAUGUAAAAAGUGCAUGCUUUACUAGGCCUUUGUAUCUGAGACUGUUUCAUCACACAGUACAUGGCUCAGAGAAAUUGUUAAGGCCUGUGUAAAUGUAAGAAUUUGGCAUAUAGAAACUGAUAGUCAUUUCUGCAGUUUUUUAAGAAGUUUUUUUUAAAAAAGAUUUUGAACACUUCUACAACUGAUUUAUUCAGCGUUUAGUGCAUCUAAACAUUGUGAUGAGAGGCUCAAUUUCCAUUUCACAAUCAAUAGUUUUUAAUCUUGUUUCUUUUUGUUACACUUCAGCUGAAGCUGCUUGAUCAUUUAACAAACAAAAAAAACUCAAGGUGAUGGUUCUGUGACAAUUCACUUGAAUCCUCUGACUGCCAUAUUUAGUUACUGAACUGAGGAUAAUAGAUUUAUUGAAAAUCAUGUGGUAAAUGUUGAAAAACUUGAUUUGAACAAAAAAGAAUGUAUUUUCCCUCCAAAGAACAGUACAUUUUUAUUACCUCAGAGUAAACUUAUCUUACUGUGGGAUAAUGAUAAAAAGCAAAGUAAUUUCUUCAUGCCUGCAGUUUUAACUGUAAUUGAGGAUUGGAUGGGGCUGUGGUUCAUUCUCUCCAAACUAUAGGACUUGCAAAAGUGCCAAAUUUUACAGCUUUCACACUGAGUGAGAACCUGUUCCCUUAUGCAAUGAAACUCGGUAAAAUCUAAUGGCUCGAAGGGAGGUGAGUAUUGGAAAAGAGAAUCAAAGAAUAGAACCACUGCUGCCAUCUCUUUUUUUCCCUCCGAUGUUGCGUGUGAUAAAUGUAACCAAAUCAUAUAGGUUGAUGUCUGUAUACAAUAUACUGGUACAGGGUCUGUAAAACAAACCUAUUUCUUUUUGGAGUCCGUUGGUGUUAGAAAUUCCAAUAAAAUCAAAUGGAAAAUGG